AUGAAUCUAGGGCUCAUCCUCAUCUGUGGAGUGCUGGCUCUGAAGGCUGCAGAGCUGCCAGUGGAGCUGGCCCCGGGGUCCCAAUUACGCUCUGUGGAUGUGGUCUUGGACUGUCAUUAUAUAGAGGAAGCUGUGGGUGGAUUUCCGGGUGCCUUUGCUGGAUCAUUCUCCUCAGACCCUGCCACCCUAGUGCUGAGAGGUGUCAGCAUUGCUGAUGAUGGAAGCUUGGACAGUGUCACCAAUUAUGAGGCGCCAGGCACAAAUACUGACUCCGCUUCUCCCAUCAUCUUUGAAGUCUCAGCAAGUUUGGUACCUGUCCCAUAUGCGGAAUCCCUGCUGCAUGCAGACUGUGCUGGGGAGGAAGUGACCUGUGAGAUCUCUCCAUACAGCCUACACCUGGCAGAUGAGGGGCCCAGCCAGGCCUCCUGGUUCAUGGGGACCCUGAAGUUGUCCAGUGGGAUCAGCAUAGCCCUGGUGCUGAAGGUCAGCAGUGACAGGGAGGAAGAUGACAGAAUGGUUGUGCUGCACCCAAGGCUGAAGGUCCCUGUAAGCAAGGAGGGCACAGUGCUGACCACAGUUGAAUUCCAGUUGUCAUCUCGCACCCCUACUUUGCGUACCCGACUUGGCACCUCCGUCACCCUGGACUGCAGCUUUGCCUUGGCUUCCAGCUCUCCACUGGCCUCGCUGGAGUGGAGGCUGCAGCACCGAGGCAGCGGGCGUAGAGUUUUUCACUACCAGGCGGGGGAUGUGGCACAAGCAGAACAGUCAACGGCCCACGUGGAUGUGGUGCAGCUGCUGGAGACUGGAGAUGCAUCACUUAGCCUGCAUGGAGUGGGUGUGGGGGAUGAAGGGACAUACAUCUGUUUACUGUCCACCCCCCAGCACCAGGCCCAGAACAUCAUCCAGCUGCAGUUGGUCGAGCCCCCAAGAGUCCGUUUGUUCCCAGAGUUGGUGUCACGUGAGGGGGAUGGAGCCACUACCCUGACCUGUGAGAUCUCUGGCUAUUACCCCCUGGAUGUGUCAGUGAAGUGGACACGGGAGGCCCCUGACGACAAGGACAAGGUCCCUAUCUCAGGCUCAAGCACAUACUUCUCCAGCCAUAGGCAAGCCCAGGAUGGCACCUACAGCAUCAAUUCGUACCUGAGUAUCAACACAGCCACAGAGCUGGGACCUAUCACCUACAGCUGCCAUGUCUCGCAUCUGGCCCUUGAAGAGCCAAUCACAGCUAGUGCCCAGCUCAGAGCACCAGAGCAAAAAACAUCUAAAGAGCUUGUGGGAGCCUUCAUUGCUACUUUAAUCUUCCUUGCUGCUCUCGUUGGCCUCUUGCUCAGGAGAAGAAAAACAGUUGAUCCAAAGUCUGAGAAAUCUCUGGAGACUUCAGGGUAAAAGGGACAGUUAACUCA
Emys orbicularis (European pond turtle) is the source of this 1403-nucleotide messenger RNA. Its product is annotated as tapasin-related protein-like. The record is from RefSeq and is a predicted model, not a curated record. Gene Ontology annotation, cellular component: MHC class I peptide loading complex. The coding region runs from base 1 to 1386 and encodes 461 amino acids. Gene Ontology annotation, molecular function: MHC class I protein complex binding; TAP complex binding. Gene Ontology annotation, biological process: peptide antigen assembly with MHC class I protein complex. The transcript has 7 exons. NCBI's taxonomy places the organism in Eukaryota, Metazoa, Chordata, Testudines, Emydidae.